GUUUAAGCAAGUGAAUCUGUAUUUAACCAGAGACCGCGAGGACUUCGUGUCAACUCUUGACUAUUAACUGUUAACUCUGAUUGCUUGUCUGUUCGUGAUGACUGUCUUUUUAUCCUUGCUUCACAGGAAGCUUCGUAGUGAAUUUUCCCUAAUUGGUUAAGCCACGCGUUGCCGUUAACCCAUCAGGUACAUCCGGUGAUUUUCAAUCACCGCCUAUUCCUUGCGACCUUAGCGUGUUUUUUGUGGAAAGGUAGUGCGCUUUGGUGGAGGAGUAUUCUUUAGUGGAAGUUUGGCAACGCAGCAGAGUUUCCUCCAGGCCCAAGCCUCGUGACAACACUCGCCGAGGAUCGCUUGACCAUGCCUUGUACUUCGGAAACUCAUAGUUUAUAACAUCUGCAAUUUGGUACUAAGGCCGUUUGCAAUAUUGUCGAAGAAAAAACAAACUUGGCUAUAAUUCUCGAACAACGGCUUUCUCAAAAGUAACCUCGCUGACCUACUUGUCAUAGAUCAUUAUACGCCAAAUGUUUCUUUAUGUCGUGCUUGCAAGCCGCUACAGACCGGUUUUCAAAUUUCCUUGAAAAUUCCGUGUUUUCUUUCGUUCAUUUAACUUAAUGUCGAUUCCAAUAUCGUCCGAUUAAUCGGUUUUCCAAUCUUUGUCUCUUCGUUUGUUUCUGUUUCCACUAAGAAAAAGUUGUCAUUCAACUUGUGUACUUUUAUUUUAUAAGUUGAGUAGCUGCGGUAGGAAUAAAUAUAUAUGAAGUAUCGGUACGUUUAUUGUUAAGAAAAACAUAGAUUAAGAAUGUUAUAUUUGAGUACUUCCUUGUUUCUUUACAAACCGGAUAUUAUUAAACACGCAGAUUGUCGAUAUGGUUACAAAGUCACGUAACGUGUUUACAUUUACCAUAAUCACACGUCCCGGGGAAAUAUUCGUGAGAACUACCGAUUAACUGUUACGUGACGUCGUUCGCACAUUAUUCGAGCAAUUUUAAACAAUAAUUGCUUGCUGUUAAAGAGAAACAGGAUAAAAAGGAGGGAAUAAGAUAGAUAAAUUGCAAAUUCAGACGUUACGUAAACACGAUAUGCGGGUUAACGUCUAAUCCUUGUCCCAACGUUUACCCGAGCGCAAUGUAACCGACACUAUUGUAGAAUUUCACAUGGCAGAGCGUUAACGGAUCGAACGGCUGCUAUUAAUAUCCCAAGAAAAAUUGCAGAACACCACGAAGAUGAUGUGUUCCUCGCACAACCGCAACGGAUUCACCUGGAACGGGAGCUGUUUGGAACUGCUCUAAAACACCGUGAAACGAUCGCCUAAUUUGCAAAAAUGGAGAACGACGCGGAAAGGUCGCCGCUGUUGGAGAGGAAGGUCGCUACCUCGACCAAGUUCGCUUACGCUUUGGGACACAUUUUCAACGAUCUUACGGCCGCCAUGUGGUUCUCCUACACCCUUAUCUACUUCCAGAGGGUGGCUUUGUUGAAGCCGAUUGCCGCUGGCGCUCUUUUACUCUUAGGACAAAUCGUGGAUGCUUUCAUGACGCCAGUUUUCGGUAUACUGGUCGAUCGUUAUUGGACGCAAAAAGUUUGGCAUAUAAUUGGCUCCGUCCUGGUCGUCUUGUCGUUCCCUGUGAUCUUCGGCGGUUUUGCCGAACCUUCGAGUAUCACCGUCAUGAUCGUCUACGUGGCUAGCAUCUCCAUGUUCCAAACGGGCUGGGCGGCUGUGCAAAUCUCUCAUUUGUCCAUGAUUCCGAAGCUGACGAAUUCUCCGCUGGCACGAGCGGACUUGACUGCCAUAAGGUAUUCGGCUCAAGUGGGGGCAGCAGUGGUGGUGUUUAUUGUCACGUGGAUCGUCCUCCCCACGAACGAGGAAAUCGUUGUUCGGCUUGCUCAAGAGGACAAUUACAAAUUUCGUGACAUUGUACUGACGUUGACGCUGAUCGGAUUGGUCACCACCAUAUUGUUCCAUGUGUUCCUAAAAGGACACCUCUUAGAGCGUCACCAACUGCAUAAAGGGAGGACCGAGGAAUCCCAACGAUUGAUCGAUAAUCCUCAGAAUAAUCGAAGCUCUUGGUUUAAUACGACCAUUCUACUGAGAGUAGCGAUGCUAUAUGUAGCCAGCAGAUUGUUUAUUACUUUGGCUACCGUUUAUUUGCCGUUGUACAUAGAAGAAACAGACAUCAAUGGAAAACAAGCUUUGGCGACUGUUCCGUUAGUCUCGUAUGUGUCCUCCUUUAUGGCGGCACUGAUGCUGAAACAUUUAAACAAAUCUUGUGGCACAAAGAUGUGCUACUUCUUGGGUACAGUUAUUGGAAUGUUCUCCGCGGUGAUUACGGAAUUUGGUGGUAACAGUGCAACUAUCAUUUAUAUUACCGCGAUUCUGAUCGGAGCUGGAAGUUCCAUCACGAUGGUCACCGCCUUGAGCGUCACUGCGGAAAUAAUUGGCCCGCGAACGGAGCGAAGCGCCAUUGUCUAUUCCGUCGUGACGUUUCUUGACAAGGUUGUCACAGGAUUGGUUGUUAUUUUCAUUGAAAAAUGGAGGUGCACGCAACCGGAACUCUGUCCAAAUUACAAUAGAGACACUCUUGCACUUGUCUGCGCUAUUUCCAUGUCUCUGGGUCUUGCCACGCUAAUCUCUGUGUCGCGAUGUUUAACUUAGAUACAUUUCCAGGGUCCAACAGUUAAUCAAUGUAUCACAAUUGUGCUAUAAUCCAUCUUUCUAUUCGUUCACUGUACGGAGAAAGCUACUGCAUCAAGAGUAAUAAUAAAAUUUUUUAUGAUCAACUUAACAACUUUCCUGACAAUUAAACUUCUUAUCACGAGGAACUACGACCGCAUAAUUAUUUAUUAAUAAGGACCUUGUUGGGGUACAAUUUUACUUCCUGUACCAAUACCUAGUUCUAAUAG
This is a messenger RNA of Nomia melanderi (Alkali bee), 2898 nucleotides long. RefSeq names its product major facilitator superfamily domain-containing protein 12. The record is from RefSeq and is a predicted model, not a curated record. Gene Ontology annotation, molecular function: symporter activity. Lineage: Eukaryota; Metazoa; Arthropoda; Insecta; Hymenoptera; Halictidae. Gene Ontology annotation, cellular component: plasma membrane. Gene Ontology annotation, biological process: carbohydrate transport.